Messenger RNA from Colossoma macropomum (tambaqui), 3247 nucleotides. RefSeq names its product DNA replication helicase/nuclease 2 (gene dna2). Gene Ontology annotation, molecular function: single-stranded DNA helicase activity; 5'-flap endonuclease activity. NCBI's taxonomy places the organism in Eukaryota, Metazoa, Chordata, Actinopteri, Characiformes, Serrasalmidae. The record is from RefSeq and is a predicted model, not a curated record. The transcript has 20 exons. Gene Ontology annotation, biological process: replication fork reversal. The coding region runs from base 67 to 3198 and encodes 1043 amino acids. Gene Ontology annotation, cellular component: cytoplasm.
GAAAAGGUGCUCUCAGUCUCUGAGGAGAACUUUGGUGUUUUGGAGGACAGCUGGUUUGAUGAUGGGAUGGAGCAAAGCUUUGGAGAGCCAAAACACCAGAUUUCAAAACUUGAAAAAAAGAUUCCAGAACAUGUUGUACUCUCUGGAGGACUUCAUAACCGGUACUGGGUUCUUGAUGUGAAAGAAACUACUGGAUAUCAAGGCUACACUGAGAAACAUUUAACCAUCACCUGUUCAAGGACUGCGCAGUCCACAGAGACAUGCGUGCUGAAAGAUGGAUGGCAUACCACUCCAGUUGCUGUGGGGGACAUAAUUCACUUGGAAGGGGAGAACAUGUCUGGCACAUGGGUGAUUGACAGGAACUCUGGUUACCUGGUGCUGCUGCCUGAUUUGCUUAUCUCUGGGACCAGCAUUGCUAGCAGUAUCCGCUGCAUGAGACGAGCUGUACUUGGAGAAAUGUUUAAGACCUUUGAUGGUGGCAGCAAGCAGAUGCUGAAUGGAACCAUAGUUCAUGACAUCUUCCAAAAAGCUGCAAUGUCUUUGGACUUCUCACCAGUGACACUAGAGAAACUCGCCAGUGAAGCACUGCUCAGCCCCAACUACCUUGGACAAAUGUACAGUUUGAAACUGACUCAAGCAGAUAUGAAGCAGGAGGUAGAAGAAUAUCUUCCUGCUUUGUCUGGAUGGGCAAAUGACUACCUCCACACGUCUCCACUGGCAGGGCAGAAACAACUGACUCUUAAACUUCCCAGUGAUGGGUCCUUGAGCCGCCAGGACUCAGCUUGCAGUGUCACGGUCACUGACUUUGUUGACAUUGAGGAGAACAUCUGGUCUCCAAGGUUUGGUCUAAAGGGGAAGAUCGACGUGACUGCAGAGGUGAGGAUCCACCGGCGUGGCAGGAAGCACAUGGAGAAGGUUGUGCCUCUGGAACUGAAGACUGGAAAGGAGUCCAACUCCAUUGAGCAUCGCAGCCAGGUUAUCUUGUAUACUCUCAUGAGUUCUGAGAGGCGGGUAGAUGCCGAGGCAGGUUUUCUUGUCUACUUGAAGACUGGCAACCUACAUCCCAUCGUGGGCAACCACAUGGACAGAAGAGAACUGAUCAAACUGAGGAACACGCUGGCUCAUCAUCUUGGUAAGAGCAUUGUCAGGGUGGAGGGCAAAAGCCAAAUGGCACCCUUACCUGCCGUCAUCUCUGACCAUCAGGCCUGCAAGUACUGCCCUCAGAGGAGAAACUGUGCAGUUUACAACAGAGCUGCGGAGAGGGCUCCAGGUGAAUGUCCCCCUGAGGGCUCUCAGGCAUUUCUGCAGUUGGAGAGUGAACAUCUUAGCCAGCUCCACUUGCAGUACUUCAGCCACUGGCUGCUACUCUGCAACCUUGAGGCCCACACUAUGGAGAACAAGGGAGGCCGGCGCAACAUCUGGUUGCAGUCUGCUCAGGAGAGGGAGAAGAAUGGUGGCUGCGUCGGAAAUAUGGUGCUAGCAGACAGUGUGACGACUCUCUCCGACGGUGUGUAUGUACACCACUUUGAUCGCAGGGACGGAGAGCAUGCUCUCAUUGGUCUCAUCGUGGGGGACAGACUCGCAGUCAGUGACCAGGACUCCAGGUUCAUUGGUAUAGCCACAGGAUACGUCACCGCAAUAACCAGUACAAGAGUGACCUGUUCUCUGGAUAAGAACCUCUCCAAAUAUUCCUCAAAUAUGGUGUUCCGUCUGGACCAGGACGAGGGUGCAGGAGGGUUGAGCACUCAUCUGGGAAACCUGGCCAUGCUGAUGGAAAACACUCUGACCAGUGAGAAGCUGAGGCAGCUGAUUGUGGAGUACAGGCCACCCCAGUUUAUCGAUAGCCUCAGCAGUGUGCUGCCUCGAGAUGCCAAAGACACCGUAGCCAACAUUCUAAAAGGGCUCAACAAGCCUCAAAAGCAAGCCAUGAAAAAGGUGCUCCUGUCCAAAGACUACACACUUAUUGUAGGAAUGCCUGGCACUGGAAAGACUACCACGAUUUGUACCCUAGUGCGUAUUCUGCACGCCUGUGGCUUCAGUGUGCUCCUGACCAGUUACACACACUCUGCAGUGGACAACAUCCUGCUGAAGCUGAAGAAGUUUAAGAUCGGUUUUCUGCGCUUGGGCCGAGCUCAGAAAGUGCACCGGGACAUCCUGUCCUUCACUGAGGAGCAGAGUCGGGCAAGGGGCAUUCAUACACUCGAGCAGCUGGAGAAUCUCUACAACAAAGAGCUCGUUGUGGCCACAACAUGCAUGGGCGUGAAACACCCAAUCUUCAGCAGACGACGCUUUGACUUCUGCAUUGUGGACGAGGCGUCUCAGAUCAGCCAGCCUGUGUGUCUGGGGCCACUCUUUUAUGCCCAGCGCUUUGUUCUUGUGGGAGAUCACCAGCAGCUGCCUCCCAUUGUCCAGAAUGCUGAAGCCAGGGCUCUAGGCAUGGAUGAGAGCUUGUUUAAGCGUCUUGAGCACCAUAAGGAGGCUGUGGUUCAGCUGAAUGUGCAGUACAGGAUGAACAGUGUGAUCAUGUCCCUGAGCAAUGCCCUGAUGUAUGAGGGCAGGCUGGAGUGUGGGUCGGAGCGAACAGCCUCUGCAUUGCUGCAGCUGCCCUACAGAGAGAUGGUACUGAGGGAGCUGGAGCUGUAUGUGUGUCAGCCUCAGUACAGCACCUGGGUCCAAGCUGUACUGGAGCCACAAAAUCCUGUCUGCUUCCUGGAUACCUCAGAGGUUCCUGCCUCAGAGACAGUGGAGAAAGGUGGAGUGAGUAAUCGUACAGAGGCCAUCUUGGUGCAUGCUCUCAUCAGCCUGCUGCUAAAGGCAGGCUGCAAGGCGGGUGACAUCGGUGUUAUUGCUCCAUACCGGCAACAGCUGAAGGCCAUCUCUAAUCUGCUGGAGGGAGCAGAGUUCAAAGCUGUGGAGGUGAACACCGUUGACAAGUACCAGGGCAGGGACAAGAGCGUUAUUAUCGUGUCUUUUGUCAGGAGCCACCCAGAGGGCAAUCUUGGGGAACUGCUGAAAGACUGGCGCAGGCUGAACGUGGCCAUCACCAGAGCCAAACACAAGCUACUGAUGCUGGGGUCUGCACCCACACUGCGCCUCUACGCUCCACUGGAGAAACUCCUCACCCACAUGCAGCAGGAGAACAUGAUAUCCUUUACUGGCUCCAACACUGUUAAAAUGAAAACUCUUUUGAAGUGCUAAUUUUAAUUUAGUUAUAUCGGUUUUUAGACUGUGGUGUUACCACUAUAUC